Drosophila novamexicana is the source of this 1899-nucleotide messenger RNA. It is a transcript of the gene qm, whose product is annotated as geranylgeranyl pyrophosphate synthase. The transcript is spliced from 7 exons. Gene Ontology annotation, molecular function: prenyltransferase activity. Gene Ontology annotation, biological process: isoprenoid biosynthetic process. The coding region runs from base 191 to 1204 and encodes 337 amino acids. The record is from RefSeq and is a predicted model, not a curated record. Lineage: Eukaryota; Metazoa; Arthropoda; Insecta; Diptera; Drosophilidae.
UUUAACUGGUGCGUUGUGCGAUUGGUCUGUCUGGCACUGUCUGCUUUAAAGUCAACCACAUCGAGCGGACGAGCGAACAAUUCUAGUCACGCGUAUUGAAAGCUUGGGCAACGUCCCGCUCAGAUUACCAACCGCUGUCGUGGUCAAUCAACAAAUACAAAGUAAACGCAAACACAACACACGCGACACAAUGGACGAAUUGAAUGGCAUACUGCAAAAAACCAAAGACAAAUCAACGCAAAAGGAGCAGGACGAGAUUCUGCUGCAGCCCUUUACGUACAUACAACAAAUACCUGGCAAACAGUUUCGCUCCGAGUUGGCCUUGGCCUUCAAUCACUGGUUGCUUAUACCGGCCGAAAAGUUGACGCAGAUUGGCGAAAUUGUACAAAUGCUGCAUAAUUCCAGUUUGCUCAUUGAUGAUAUUGAAGACAAUUCGAUACUUCGCAGAGGUGUACCCGUGGCACAUUCCAUUUAUGGCGUGGCCAGCACCAUCAAUGCGGCCAACUACGCUCUGUUCCUGGCGCUGGAAAAGGUGCAGCAAUUGGGACAUCCAGAGGCGACCAAGGUUUAUACGGAACAGCUGCUGGAACUGCAUCGCGGCCAAGGCAUGGAGAUCUACUGGCGCGACAGUUUUACAUGUCCCUCCGAAUCUGAUUACAAACUGAUGACUGUGCGUAAGACUGGAGGCCUCUUUAUGUUGGCCAUACGCCUUAUGCAGCUGUUUAGUGACAACAAGGAGGAUUAUUCAAAGUUAACAGCCAUUUUGGGCCUAUAUUUUCAAAUACGUGAUGACUACUGCAACUUAAGUUUGAAGGAAUAUACGGAGAACAAGAGUUUUGCUGAGGAUCUAACUGAGGGCAAGUUUGGGUUUCCAGUCAUACACGCGGUGCGUACGCAGAAACAGGACAAACAGGUUUUGCACAUUUUGCGUCAGCGCACGCACGACAUUGAGGUCAAGAAAUACUGUAUUAGCUUGCUGGAAAAACUAGGCAGCUUUCAAUACACUCGCAAAGUGCUCGAAACACUUGACGUGGAGGCGCGCGCCGAGGUGGCGCGUCUGGGCGGUAAUCCCUAUAUGGAUAGGCUGCUCAAUAAGCUGUUGUCCUGGAAGAGCAGCGACAGUGCCAGCAUUACGCAGUCGAAUCAAAUCAAUCACAACAAUGUCACACGCAGCCCCAACCAGAACACUCUCAAUUGUAAUUAACAGCCAAAGAGGCAGAAGAGGGAGCAGUUGUGAAUUGCAAAUGGCAGUGCCAAAGCCCACGUCAGAGCCGCCUCCUCUUUUGCUGCUAAUCCAAAAGCAACGCAACAUCCACAACAGCAGCAGCAGCAGCAACAACAACAACAACAAGCAGCCUGCUUUAGUGCGCCGCUGUUGCGUUUUUUGCAGAAACUGAAAAUUUUCUAAGGAUUUUAUUAUGUACUUGGUUCAGUUUGCCUCCCAAAGCUGCUAAAGAGCAAAUGGUUUGAAUUUUUUUGAACACAAAACUUAGGAAAUGAUUGAUUUAUUGAUUGAUAGAACCAACACAGCAGCAAGCCUUACAAAAAAAUGUUAAGCCAAAAGUUAAUUGAUAAGCCAAGCUUAUGAAGAGCUAGCGAAAAGCCAUAGCACAGCUUCCCAUGAAUUUGUUUGUUUUUAUAUUAGGUCCUAUAUGUUAUUUUCGAUUAAAAAAGGUAAGUAUUUAGUUGGUAAUUAUAGAAGGUUCCUUCAUUUUGACUGUUGUAUUUCUAAACGUAUUUUGUAUGUAUGUACUUCAUUAUGCAAGCAAUUUUUUCUAAACUUUCUAAAUGUCUCAUUAUUCACUUUGUAUCGAAUGCUCGAAACUAAAUGUGCACUUCCUUUAUUGACGUUGUUCCAUUUUACAUUUGUUAAAAAAAUGUUCAAAUAUUAUACAAAUA